AGCGCCUGUAACGUUAAACCGUUUGUUAUUAAACUUUUCUCUUCGAGGUUGCUUUUAUGACAUACGACUAAGACUUUACCUCAUAUCAGCAUGAAUCUGUUAAAAAUUAUUUACUCCAACGUUAUUCUUCUCAUUUAUCACCGCAUGGAAAAAGUGGAUAGCAAAACCUUGCUCUCAUAUGAUGACUUUUACCCUGAGUAUGUGCCAGAUCGACAGCCAUGGAACAUUGCCCGUGAGGUCUGCCAUCAGCGUCUAGGGACCCUGGCGAAGGUUUCCAAUACUGAAGAAAUUCAAAAACUUAACAAUUUUCUACGGUCUAUAAAUAUAAACCAACCUGUAUGGAUAGAAAGUGCAGGCUUGUUCCAAAAAAGUGGUUCUCCAGACAUAUACAUGUUGGAAUUCCCUAAGCGGCCGCACCGGAAAUCAGCUCGCCUUCGCUUUAAGUUCCCGAACAUGGAAGCGCUUACAGUUUGCACUCACCUCCAGUUAGAUCCAACUUGUCAGGGGCUUUCCACAAUCUUCUCAUAUGCCAUAGAGCUAUUCAUUAAAGAAUUUCAACUCCGAACACGAAUCGUGAAGAACGAACCUGUCCAGCUUGCAUUGCUGGUGCAUGGGUCGAACACCACCUACCUAAACGGUUUUCCCAACGACGCCUCCUGGCACUUUGUAUGUGCCAGUUGGGUCGGGAAUAGCGGGGAGUGGGUCAUCUGGGUGGAUGGAAAAAUGGUGGGUUCUGGGAAUUUCCUCAACUCCACCAAUCACAUUGGAGGUGAUGGUCUUUUUAUGAUUGGACAAGACCAGGAGACCUACGGAGGCUACAACAACAACAAAGCGCUUUGUGGAAACAUUACGCAGCUUUACAUGUGGGAUCGUUUGCUGCUCCAAACUGAAGUCCAAAGCAUGGAAAAAACCUGCUCACCCGUUCCUUCUGGCUUGUUCUUCAGGUGGAAUGAAUCCGCAUUAGAAAUUGAAACCUCCCUACAGACACGUAGAGGGAACUCGCCAUGUCAAGGUUCCAGAAGCCAACCACCAAACCAAAUUCUCAUCUCUGGGUUGAAUCAGAAUUUUUCGAACAAGACUUGUGUAACCUUCGACCCUGUAAGUGGGAAACCUAUUAAUGACUCGUGUUGGACACACAGAGGAAGCGUCUGCCUGGUCCCCAAAGUGCAGCUGGACUUUGAUUUUCCAAGGACUUCAUUCUUCUCAAAAGUCAGCAGCGAGUUUCAUUCCAAACCUCAUACUGAAAAUGCAAAUGCGACCUUUUUCUCCGAGAACGAACUGACUAGUCAUGUUUCCCUCUUGAGUGCCGUAUUGAGAGUUCUGGACAGCAAUACAGAAAUCCUAACACAUUCUGAUCUUCUGUACCUCACUGAAACCAUCGAGAAAGCCAUUCAACUCAAUAAAAUAGGCUUUCCUCCUGAACUCUUCAUAUCCAUGAUCCGCAAUAACCUGGAACUAGCCAGCAGGCUCAUUGACCCCAAUAUGGCCGAAAAGUGGGAGGAUUUGAAAAGUAACCCGGGACCAUUGACAAUGCUAGAAAAUAUUGACAAGCAGCUAUGGAUGCUGGCAGAUAAACUCUGGGCCGAACGCAAAAGUUUCACAAUGUCAACAAAGAACAUGGAUAUUCAUCUGGAGCCGCGACGACUGACACAGGUGAGCUGCGGUUGUGUUUUUAAACCCUCGGUUCACGGCGGUCAGUUUGGCAGCCAUGAUGAAAUCCUCAUACCAGAGUCAGAAAUGCAGCGAGUUUUUUUUUUAGGCCAUAAGGAAGUGAUGCUUAUUCAUACUUACUACAGUAACCUGGCUGAGAUCUUGUCCAGACUGGAGAUCAAAAACACAGCUGAACAACUGACAGACGGCAAGAGGUAUCACACUGGUCAGCUGGCCACAGCAGUGAUCUCGGCGACAGUGCGGGAUGUUCCCAGAGCAGAAAAUAUUCCGGUGUCUGUCCAGUACACUCUAUCCUCUGGGAUAAUGACUGGAUAUUCUAAGCAAGUAACUCCCGUCUGUGUCUUCUGGAAUAUUGGCUUGAUGCCAGGUCAUACAAGUGCUUGGUCCAACAAAGGGUGCAGAGUGGUGCCUUCACCUCUUGAUGUCACUUCCUGCUUUUGCAACCACACCACCAAUUUUGCUGUCCUCAUGAAUUAUAUGGAGUCACGGUGGAGUGCUAAAGAGGAGAGUGUUUUGACGAAGCUGACGUUUAUCGGGUCUGGAGCGUCUCUCUGUGCACUGCUGGUGACCUUGAUGCUGUUUACCGUGUUGGACAUCCCGAAAUCAGACCGUACAUCAGUCCACAAGAACCUGUUUGUGUCUCUGACUUGUGCUCAGAUUGUUCUGCUGUGCAGUGGGUCUGCUGUUCAUAAUAAGGUGGCCUGUAUGCUUGUGGCAGCUCUGAUGCAUCUGUUCUUCAUGGCUGCCUUCAGCUGGAUGCUGGUCGAAGGCCUGCUGCUCUGGAGCAAAGUAGUGAGCGUUAAUCUGAGUGAAGACCGCCACAUGAAAUACUACUACCUGAUUGGCUGGGGUCUGCCAGUGCUGAUUGUCACCAUCACACUGGCCUCUGCCUCUGGGAAAUACACUGCUGACGGUCACUGCUGGCUCAGUGUUCAGAACGGCGUCAUAUGGGGCUUCGCAGGACCCGUCAUCUUCAUUAUUAUGGUGAACAUCAUGAUUCUGACCCGCGUAGUAGUGAUCACCAUCGCCACCGCCAAGAGGAGAUCUUUAAUGAUGGCCCUCAAUAACAGCCCUGAAGAGCAAAUCUCUGAGCAGAUCAGGGCGGCUGUGAAAGCUGUGCUGGUUCUGUUGCCGAUCCUGGGCCUGACGUGGCUUUGCGGUGUGCUGGUGCCGUUCUCCGUGGUCAUCGCAUACAUCUUUAGUCUUCUCAACUCACUGCAGGGUCUCUUCAUCUUCCUGAUAUAUGGAGUGUACAACACUGAGGUUCGAAACACAGUCAACAGAUUCAAGGAAAGAAGAAAAGCUCUAAAUUUCUCCAACUGCACCAGCUCCAGGCCCUCCAGUUCAGUAGGCAGCUCUCGUCCAGGCAGCUCUCCUGUCCCAGCAGUUUCCGACAGGCAAACGAUCACCACCAGCCACUCCAGCAGCUCCUUAACCCACAGUGACAACAACAUCACUCAGAGUUUCCAGAAAACAAGGCAUCUGUCUCUCCUCUGUGUCAAUGACAGCCUGAAUGAAGACAUGCGAUGUCCUGACACUGGUGUCCACCUCUCUGGACAGGAGGUUCUCAGAAAAGCUAAAGCCAGACCUACAAACGAGUGCAGUCUGAAUGUACCCAUGGAGGCCGAACGAAUAUCCCACAAUUCACCUCUUCAGCCCAACAACAUCAUGUGUCUUCACUGAAUUCAUUCCUCAAAUCUGCGUGUUUUGGUAUUCAAACUCUAAACCUGUUCACUUUAGAUGAUAAACACAAGAUUUGUAUGCUUUGUUCAGGUUUCUUCUUGAAUAGGCUGUAAUUUAUUGGCAGUUUGCAUCUUUUUAACUAAU
Danio aesculapii is the source of this 3498-nucleotide messenger RNA. Its product is annotated as adhesion G-protein coupled receptor D2. Gene Ontology annotation, biological process: cell surface receptor signaling pathway; adenylate cyclase-activating G protein-coupled receptor signaling pathway. The coding region runs from base 91 to 3354 and encodes 1087 amino acids. Gene Ontology annotation, molecular function: G protein-coupled receptor activity. The record is from RefSeq and is a predicted model, not a curated record. Gene Ontology annotation, cellular component: membrane. NCBI's taxonomy places the organism in Eukaryota, Metazoa, Chordata, Actinopteri, Cypriniformes, Danionidae. The transcript is spliced from 25 exons.